Messenger RNA from Daphnia pulicaria, 1434 nucleotides. RefSeq names its product alpha-tocopherol transfer protein-like. Gene Ontology annotation, molecular function: phosphatidylinositol bisphosphate binding. The record is from RefSeq and is a predicted model, not a curated record. The transcript is spliced from 8 exons. Gene Ontology annotation, cellular component: membrane. Bases 186 to 1133 code for a protein of 315 amino acids. NCBI's taxonomy places the organism in Eukaryota, Metazoa, Arthropoda, Branchiopoda, Diplostraca, Daphniidae.
AACCGUUAACUGCACUCGUUUCACAUGCUUAUCGGCUUGCGACGAUAAAGCUAAGUCCGAAACAAACGGGAACCCGAUAAUGCAUCGGUGUGCUGGAGCAGCUCAUUCGGCCUUCAGUCCUUUCAGACUUCGGUGGUGAAUUUUAGAGACUCUCAAUCCACGGAAAACGAAAGUAUUUGUCGAAAAUGCCGGAAAAAUUGGAUUACGUAACGACCCUGUCCCCAGAGAUGAUUGAAAAGGCCGAGAAAGAACUGGGAGAAGAUGAGCAUCGGCGAACCGAAAGUGUUUUGGCUCUUCGUGAGUGGGUCAAGAAACAACCCCAUUUGCGUGCUAUGCCCCUAGAUGCCAAAUUCCUGUUGAGAUAUUUACGUGGCUGCAAGUACAGCAUGGAGAAAACUAAGACGAAGUUGGACCUGACCUUGACGUUGCGCAGUGCUCUACCGGAAUUCUUCAGCGGAUGGGAUCCGCUAUCAGCUGAAAAUCAAGCCGCUCUUAGUCAUGGAGGAACUCUUCCUUUACCGGGACAUGACCACCUAGGACGUAAGGUGGUCCUGAUUCGACCCGGAGUAUUCGAUCCGGCUAAAAUAAAGAUUGAAAACAUCCAGCGGGCAAGUUUCAUGGUCUGGGAUAUCAUGAGUGACGAGGACGAGCAAAUGUUUGUCACUGGAAUGCUUUUGCUAUUCGACUUUUCCGACUACGGAAUGAAUCACUUCACGGCCAUGCCACUGUCUAUGAUUAAAAAGCUGAUGCCUUGCUGGGAGGAAGCCUCGCCGCUCCGGCCCAAGAGUAUGAAUUACAUCCACACGCCAUCCAUCUUCAAUCUGAUCAACAAUCUGAUCAAUACCGUCAUGAAGGAUAACAAGAUGAAACAGAGGUUGCGCGUGCAUGGGGAGGACAGGGAGUCGCUCUACAAGGAAAUUUCCAAGGACGUUCUGCCCAAAGAGUACGGCGGAGAUAACAUGUCUCUUGCCGAGCUUACCAAUUACUGGAAGAAGAAAUGUGAGGAUCGACGUGAUUUCCUGAUUGGACAAUCGCAAAUGAAGUCGGACGAAGCCAAACGUCCCGGCCGACCCAAAACAACCGACGAACUAUUCGGAAUCGAGGGAUCCUUCCGCAAACUGAACGUUGACUGAGUUGAACAAAACAUUUUUGUACAAAAAUUAGUAAAUUGGGCCAUUAUAUUGAAAUAAUUGAAUAGGUUUAUUUUGAGUUUUUCUUUAUUCCCUGCUUAUUUUUUUUAUUUUUCGGUCAAUUUGUUUGGUCAAAACUAAAAACAAAGGAUCAGCAUGAUUGGCAAAGUUGAAACUUAUCUCUGUAUAAUCUCGACAGCAGCUUUACAGCAAAUAGAGCCCAAACUUUGUGUUAUCAGUCUGAACCGAUUUAGCCAAGGCUGUGUGUAACACGAUAAAAUGAUUACACGACACUUUUCAACCA